AUGGCAAAGUGGGGUGAAGGUGAUCCACGAUGGAUCGUUGAAGAACGUGCUGAUGCUACGAAUGUGAACAAUUGGCACUGGUCCGAGAAGAAUGCGACCCCUUGGUCCAAAACUCGUCUUACUGAUCUCCUAGAAGGUCUCACCAUAGAGGAAGGUCCGGCUUGUGUGAAACUGGAAACUAUAAAAACACUCGAAGGGGAAGCUACUGCUAAUAAUCGUAAAGCGAAACUUAUAUUUUUGUAUGAAUGGGAAAUCAAAAUCGGGUUCAUCGGACGUGUAUCGGGUUCAGACACUGAAUAUAAAGGAACUUUGGAAAUACCAAAUCUCAGUGAUGAAAAUGACGCUAAUGAAAUUGAUGUGGAUCAGGGUCCCUACAUUUCAUUUCCUUUUUCUUGUGAAGUUAUCUGUCACAUUCAACUGGACGUGUAUAUUCGCGAGCUUAAAGAAGAAUUCAGCAAAGGACUCAUCCUCCCAACGGACAAGGUCAAACCUCAGGUUGUAACAAAAGGGAAAACUGCAGUCGUGGAUAAGAAGAUUGAAAAAUUCGACGUGAAAUCUGUGGAGAUUAGCGAGUCCUUCAAAGUACCUCCUGAUCGUCUUUUCGAAGUUUUAAGUGAACCUAAUUUGGUUCGGAUCUGGGCGAAUGGUAAUGUAGAGUGGGACUUCAAGCAGGGCGGAAAGUUUGUUCUUUUCGGUGGCACUGUCACAGGAACAUUCGAAGAAAUUAAGAAAAACGAAGAAAUUAGUAUGUUGUGGAGGCUGAAAUCGUAUCCUAAUGAUCAUCAUGCCAAGAUCAAAUUUACUCUGAAAGAUGAGGUAAGUGACUCCACAUCGUUAAUUGUCACAGCCGAAGGAGUACCAUCUCAUAUGUCAGAAGAGACUCGCAAUGGCUUAACUCGUUACUACCUUCAAUCUAUCGCUCGCUCAUUUGGCUUUAGUGCACGUAUAAGCUAA
This is a messenger RNA of Haemonchus placei, 954 nucleotides long. The record is from the annotation of a GenBank genome assembly. Lineage: Eukaryota; Metazoa; Nematoda; Chromadorea; Rhabditida; Trichostrongylidae.